Messenger RNA from Lepisosteus oculatus (spotted gar), 3366 nucleotides. The record is from RefSeq and is a predicted model, not a curated record. NCBI's taxonomy places the organism in Eukaryota, Metazoa, Chordata, Actinopteri, Semionotiformes, Lepisosteidae.
AAGAGAGAGAGGGUGGGUGUGUGUGUGUGAGCGAGCGCAUGUGUAUGUGUGUGUCAGUGUGUCUGUGCGCUGCAGGAAAGGUUGUUACAUCGGAGACCCAUCCCAGUUAUGUAAGAUCAGCCAGCGGGGACAGGCGGUGUGGCUUUCUGAGUUUGUCAAGCGGGGAGCGCGCACGCACUCACACACACGGGGGAGAGAGAGAGAGAGGAACCGGCGCGGCCGCCGGGGACAUGUAACGGCCACCGCCAGGAGCCGGCCAGCCCACGGAGCCACAGGAGUCUCCCCCAUCCCCUCUCUCCCAGCUCCCGGGACUAUCACCCCCCGCCUGAAGGGUGUCAUCCUUGGCCCACCUGUCCGAACCCCAGCCUCCCGGACAUGCAGCUCAGGAGGAGCUGUCGCUGCUCCAUCGCGUCCUGAAUGUGCGCGGCUGCCAACUGCAUCCUCCCACUGCGGAGAAACUGCGAGGGGCUGGCCCACCCUGGCAGACUCCAUGGGGGUGUACCGAUGUCCACCGCUGUGCCUCCGGCUCGCCCGCACCGCCCCCUCCCGGAGGCGGAGAUGGACUUCACCUGGCAGGAGCUGAUGGCCAUCACGGAGCUACAGGAGUUCGACGUGCCAGGCGAGAGCCCGUUCGAACAGGCAGCUUACCAGCCCGUGUGCCCCCAGUUGACCCCGGUGGGCUUCGGGUUGAGCCAGCCCCCCCUGGAGCCCCCGCUGCCCAGCUGUGGCCCGGGUCCGGGCGACGCCUUCGAAAGCCCCUACACGGAGGCGAUGCCCCCGGGGGCGCCAGCCUGCAGCCUGCAGCGCCUGGGGAGCAACAUCGAGACCCUGUACGGACACGCGGGCUCCAGGCUGCUCCCCAACCCCCACUCCCACUCCCACUCCCACUCCCACUCCCUGCAGCCCCCGCUGAUGAGCCUGCUGGAGCACAUGAGCCUGGGGGGGGCCGGCGAGGCGGGGGCGCCCCCCUUCAUGGGCGCCGGGCAGGGGCGGGGCCCCCCGGGGGCGGGACUGGGGCCGAUCAAACACCCGCCCCCCUCCGACGACCCGGAGUCCGACUCGGGACUGUCCCUGGGGUCCAGCCCCCCACUGGCCUCUCCGGGGAACGCGGCCGGGGGCGCCCCCCCAUACGGUGGCGGGGCGGCGGAGGCGGGGCUGGGGUACAGCGACGGGGAGCCCCCCCUGGAGAUGGAGGGCAUGGCGGAGCCAGGGAGGAUGAGGCCCGAUUUCCUGUACCCCAUGGACUACCAGCACCCCAUGAACCACUACCCUUACCCCGUACCCCAGCCCUCCUACAGCCUGCCCCCUCCCCCUCUGCACCCGCACCAGCAGCACCAGCAGCACCAGCAGCUCCCCUCCGACCUGCAGCCCCACCCGAUCGCGCCCGCGGCUCUCCACGGCCUGGUGCCGGGCGCGAUCCCCUUCGCGCUGGAGAAGAUCGUCAACCUGCCCGUGGACGACUUCAACGAGCUGCUGUCCCGCUACCAGCUCACCGACGCCCAGCUGGCCCUGGUGCGCGACAUCCGCCGGCGCGGGAAGAACAAGGUGGCGGCCCAGAACUGCCGCAAGCGCAAGCUGGAGAACAUCGUGCACCUGGAGGCCGAGCUGGGCCAGCUGCGGGCGCGCCGGGAGCAGCUGGCGCGCGAGCGGGCCGAGUACCAGCGCGGCCUGGCCCUGGCCAAGCGCCGCCUCUCCGAGCUCUACGCCGACGUCUUCGCCCGCCUGCGGGACGAGGAGGGGCGGCCCUACUCCCUGGACGAUUACUCCCUGCAGCAGACCAGCGACGGCAGCGUCUUCCUCGUGCCGCGCAAGCCCGGGGAGGAGGGGGAGUGACCCGGGCCGGGCGGGUCGUGCGCUCGCUACCCCCCCCCCUCCUCCCCCUACCGGGCCGGCGGCAGGGCAGGGAUCUCCGCGGGGGCCAGUGUUUAAAGACUGCGCAAGAGCCGCCGCCCCCGACAGCCCGGGUCAGUGCGGUCGGGUCCGGAGUCCUCCCCCCUCUCGGCCCUGUGUGAGACUCGGGACCGAAUGUCAGCUGAUUAGGAGCCGUUCAAAGCGCCCGUCCCCCGACAGUGCCUUUCCCGAGGGCGCUCUGGGUUGUGACCGAGGCCGACUGUGUGCACCUCCCCCCACAGAGACAUGAGGCGCACGGAGGAGUCCCCCCUCCCCCCUCCCCACUCCAGAGAACCAGAAGCUCAAGGCAGGAGCGAGGAGAUUCGGGAAGGGACGGACCCCCCGCCCCCACGAUGUCGACGCUCCUGGCUCCCCGUUUUGCGCCCCUUCACUGGAAAGCGGGGAGCCCAUAUUGUCGCAGGAAGAGCCCCGCUGUCCUUGGCGCUCAGGAGCCCCAGGCUGUGCUACAGCGCCCCGUGGACAGUCUGCUUCUCGACAGUCUCUCCGAGAGACAGACUUCCAAGAUGGGGCGGGGGUCCACACAGAAUUCCCAUACGAGAUUACCCCUCCGGGGGGGAACGCCGAUGAACGGGCAGUGCUGCAGUUUGGCAUUCACACAACAAGCGCCUCUCCGGGCUCUCUCUCUCUCUCCUUGGCGUUGCACACCGACAGUGGGGGCGCACUGCGAGUAGAGACCCCUGUUCACCUCUGAGCCUUAACCUCCACAGCACGAAACUUUCACGUGAAGAGAAUCAACUGGGAUAGUCCCUCCCCACUAAGCCCCUGGAGUUUAAGCAGGACUGGGAUCUCAUUCCAUCUCCCAUAGACAUGCUAGGUGAAGGGGUGCCCUGCUGUAAACUGGCAUCUCCUCUUUGGGCAGUACGUGCCCAGUGUGAUCCCCAGAAAGUCGUGAUUCACCUGGAGAAUGGGCGACUUCCUGCUCAGAGCACCGAUCCGGUCAAGGCAUACAGGUCAUCCUGUCUCACACGUGCUAUUGAUGGGUCAGUUAACACACCAGGCUCCAUUAAGGGAGCUCUGCUCCUUGAGGUGGGAAGGGAAGAGGGGCAGUUUUGCUCCAACCGAUUGCCUAGUUUCACAGAGCACCUUGAAAUGGAUGACAAAUUCCUAAUGCCUUCAGAAACCGAACACUUCAUAAAUCCCACUGGAUCAGGGCUUUCUGGAGGCAGGGAAGGGAGACCCCUGGGUAUAAGCAACAAUGGUAUAAGACAACUACCACAGAUUGGACAAAAGGGCAUUUCAGAGGCAGAUGUUCUGCUCUCACAAUCCCACUUUCCAGCAAAGUGCACCCUCCCCCCACAACCUCCGUAUCCAAAUCCAAAAGCCAAAGCGCGAAGGCGAUUGCUUUGUACAGUGUUGCAUUAAAACCAAAUGUCUCAGGUCUACAAAUGUAUGAAGAACCUUGCUGUACAUCAUGGGUGGCCAAAGAAAUUGCAAUAAAAUAUUUCUCUAAUCCUC